GGCUGGAGCCACCUCGACGGGUCAAAUUUAAUCACACUCACAUCGAACCAACUUAACGAUGGUCUACACGCGCCCCUCCAACAUUCCGCUACCAACGGUGUGGCACCGUUUCACCGCCAGAGGCACCAAACUUAGAAUCCAGGAUCUUACGAAUGAGCAGUUAGAGCCAGCUGUCCAGCUCCUAGUCAAGUAUUUCACAGCGGACGAGCCACCGUGCAAGUAUAUAGAGAUCCAAAAGUAUCCGGCAGCGUUAGCUGAACUGGAGAAGCUUUGGCGAGACACGAUCAAGGACAGGGUCUCGGUUGUCUGCGUGGAAGAUAAAGACGACGCGACGGAGAUCAUUGGAGUCAACGUGCUCACUGUCGCUUCGAAGAGUGACAAGGAUGAAGUAUUUAAGACGGCUGAUAAGAUAUGGGCGAAGCUCUUCGGUGCGGUGGACUUAGUGAGCCGUAGUGUGGACAUCUUCACUAGGUUCGGUGUAGAGCAGUACUUGACAGCAUACGGGCUGGUGGUCGAUCCUAAGUGGAGGGGAUGCGGUAUCGGCAAAGAAAUAUUACUGGCAAGGAUUCCUCUCUGCAAGGCGAUCGGCGUAAAAGUAACAGCGACCGUGUUUACCGCCGUCGCAUCCCAAGCUGUCGCCAAGAAAGCUGGUUUCCAAGAUCUCUACCAAAUUUCAUACGAGGACCUGGCUAAAGAGGGCUUCAGAUUUCCUGGAGUAGAGCAGGAUACGAAAUAUUCAAAACUGAUGGCUUUGGAAAUUCAUUGA
Molecule: messenger RNA, 766 nt
Organism: Nymphalis io (European peacock)
Lineage: Eukaryota; Metazoa; Arthropoda; Insecta; Lepidoptera; Nymphalidae
Exons: 5
Coding region: 59-766 (235 amino acids)
Molecular function (GO): N-acetyltransferase activity
Source: RefSeq, a predicted model, not a curated record